This is a messenger RNA of Topomyia yanbarensis, 1458 nucleotides long. It is a transcript of the gene Cpr66D, whose product is annotated as myb-like protein AA. Gene Ontology annotation, cellular component: extracellular matrix. The transcript is spliced from 4 exons. The coding region runs from base 168 to 944 and encodes 258 amino acids. NCBI's taxonomy places the organism in Eukaryota, Metazoa, Arthropoda, Insecta, Diptera, Culicidae. The record is from RefSeq and is a predicted model, not a curated record.
GUUAAGCAGUGGAGAACGUGCCGUGAAUACCGUUUGUGUGAAAAUUUGCAGUGAUCUGUUUGUGGUUGUACGCAACGAAAGGACUAUCCAAAAGGCAGUGAUAGUGUGUCUAGUGGAGAAAUUAGGUAGCAGUGAUCACUAGUUUAGAUCUCGCAAAGCAAAGCAGAAUGCGUGCGAUAGUGCUAUUUUCAAUCCUGUACGCGGGACUAGCAUCCGCCUUUCCGCAGCAAGCCAUAGAUCCUGCCUACCUGCGUCAGUACUACCAGCAGAUUGCACAGCAAGCAGUAGCCCGGGAGGAUACUGCCGCCGAGCCUCGUGCUGAUGCAAUUCCCAUUCACGAACAGGGAGCCCAAGAGCAACAGCACAUUCCCCAAUACAUCCAGCAAGGACAACAGAUCCGUCUGCGGGAUAAUAUUCAGGAUCAGAUUCAGCGGCAGUACCAGCAACCUCAGGCUGCUCGGCAAUAUCAGCCCCAAUAUCAGCCGCAACAAGUCCAGUACGUACAGGAGCAGCAGUACGCUCAGCCCAAGCAGCUGAAGGUGUCCAAACCACGACCGGCCCCACAACAGUACCAAUCGCUCGGCCAGGGAGGCCAGCGGCAACUCAAUGAGGAUGAAGACUUUGAUGACAACCCAUCCUACCAGUUCGGUUUCGACGUCAAGGAUGACGAAUACACCAACUACCAAAACCGUAAGGAACAGCGUGAAGGAAACGUGAUCAAGGGUAGUUACUCGGUCGUCGAUUCCGAUGGGUUCAUCCGUACCGUCACCUAUACCGCCGAUCCGAAGGAGGGCUUCCGGGCCGAAGUCAGCCGUCAGCCAACCGAUAUCGUGGUUAAAAUACCCAAGCCAAACCCAGAGUACCAGCAGCAGGGUCAACUGCAGCAGCAUCGCGUCCAGCCGCAGCAGCAAAAACCCCGACCGGACUACACCCAGUACCAGUAAGAGCUUGAACCCGCGCUGGAAGGCUGAUGGAAUGCAGAAAGACUUUGGAGCCAAGUUCCGGUCCAUCCCAUUUCCCUCCCCAAGCAUAAUCCUCUCAUCUCAUCCCGUGUCCUCUUUUACGAAAUUUCGUAUCUCAUCAUCUUAGAAGCAAAGUAUAAUUUAUAAUAUUGUAAUGAUAAUUAUAGUUUAUAAUAUUCUAUGUUAGAACAAAACACCGCCGUUGUUCUCGAACAGCAUCCAACCAUUAGUUUGAUCAAGUGUAACGUUGCCGAUUGAAUCAAAAAAACCUCCAAUUUACCACUGUGAAUCACAAUAUUAGCUGUCAAGUCGGUCUGAAACAUGUUUAUUUGCCAUCAUCAUGCGCGAUUUGCUGUUAUUUAUUUUGAGUCGUACGUAACGCGCGCACAAACUGUCCCAUAAAUUCUUACACUGCCUUCGUGUCCUCGAUGAAAACACCUCCCUCGUUCGGGGGCCGGCAAACGAUCGUUAGUCACCGUUUGAAUUGGUAAAGUGA